UCAAUAAUCUUUCUCUUGUAGUUAUCUGGAUCGGCUGGAGUUCAGUUAUAGAGACAGUCAAUAUAUUCAUCAUUUUACCUGCAGUCUCCUGAAAUAUACACUAUUAAACAAAAUGCCUGGACCCGCAGCUAGUGCAACAAAUGUUGGUGCCUCCAGCCGUUCCCCGAGUAAGACCGUAGCCCCCCGCGCUGCUGGCACCUCAGCCAGACAGAGGAAAGCCCCUAGCAGUGGCGCACGCAGCGGAGGCAGAUCCACAGCAUCAGCUGGCACAGGAGGGAUGUGGCGCUUUUACACUGAGGACUCACCGGGACUUAAAGUUGGCCCAGUACCCGUUUUGGUGAUGAGUCUGCUCUUUAUCGCAUCUGUAUUCAUGCUGCACAUCUGGGGAAAGUACACACGCUCCUAAACCUGCAUGACCUCUGGACCCUAAAGUCUGCCGCUGAAUCUUAAGCCCUUGGACUUGGACCAAACUCUGACCAUCAACACCUUUUCCUUCAUUAAAACCUCCAUUUCAAAGGGUUUUCACCCCCAUUCAAGUUAACCCAGCCACUACAACCAUUUGGCAAUUUACAAACCCUCAUCUUGCCCUCCCUCCACCAGAUCAGGACAUCUUUUUUUUGUUAAUCCUUUGUACAAACUAAUAUGUAAAAUUGUACAAUAAAAUGCUGUAAAACAUUU
Messenger RNA from Pimephales promelas (fathead minnow), 678 nucleotides. RefSeq names its product SEC61 translocon subunit beta (gene sec61b). The record is from RefSeq and is a predicted model, not a curated record. Gene Ontology annotation, biological process: intracellular protein transport. Gene Ontology annotation, cellular component: Sec61 translocon complex. NCBI's taxonomy places the organism in Eukaryota, Metazoa, Chordata, Actinopteri, Cypriniformes, Leuciscidae.